AUGUCGGCAGAGGGCAAGAAACCGGAGACGGCCAGCAAGGAUGCUACGCCCAGUAACCCUCGAGGUAUCCCCAAGGCGCCGUUCGUCGACAAGGUCGAGGACUACGUCACGACCCGCGAAGAUGUCGAACCCACCCUGCGCAACUUCCAGGAGAUGAUUUCGAAAUACCAGUUCAUGGAGCUGAAUCUUCAGAAGCGGGUGGCCGGAUUGAAUGACAAGAUUCCCGACAUCCAGAAGACGCUCGACUCCGUGCGGUUCUUGAAGCUGAGACAGGACGAGGAGGAACCGAUCGAGACGACUUUCGAGCUCAACGAUACACUCUACUCCAAGGCGAAGAUCCCACCCACUAACGAGGUGUACAUCUGGCUAGGCGCCAAUGUCAUGCUGUCGUACCCCAUCGACGAGGCCGAGACGUUGUUGGAGUCUAAGCUGUCGACAGCGAAGCUGAGCUUAUCAAACUGCGACGAGGACUUGGAUUUCCUGAGGGAGCAGAUCACAACAAUGGAGGUGGCUAUUGCAAGAGUCUACAACUGGGAAGUUGUCCAGAAGCGCAAAGAUAAGGAGGAAGGCAAGGGGGCCGAGAAGGGCAACGAAAAUGCCGAAGCGGGCGGCUGA
This is a messenger RNA of Colletotrichum karsti, 615 nucleotides long. RefSeq names its product prefoldin subunit. Lineage: Eukaryota; Fungi; Ascomycota; Sordariomycetes; Glomerellales; Glomerellaceae. Gene Ontology annotation, molecular function: tubulin binding. Gene Ontology annotation, biological process: tubulin complex assembly; microtubule-based process; protein folding. Bases 1 to 615 code for a protein of 204 amino acids. Gene Ontology annotation, cellular component: cytoplasm; prefoldin complex. The transcript has 6 exons. The record is from RefSeq and is a predicted model, not a curated record.